GUGAUGGUAGCGCUAAUUGUGAUGCUGAGCCACAGCCACCACUGUCAGCUGUGAAUCACUGCUGUCAACUAAUACGCUUUAUGUUGAACUGGCAAACAUUUCUAAGAUUUAUCCUUCCUUCAACUUCAACCAUUUCCCUUCUCCUUCUCCUUCCUUCAUAUUGAUUAAAUGGCGCUGGCUCCGCGCGAGAUCGGAACACUAAUUGUUGUUGUCUUGAAAGCGAAAAAUCUGCCCAAUAAGAGGCAUAUAGGAAAGCAAGCACCAUACUGUUGUGCGUUCUUGAACGAAGAGAAACGUCGUACAAAGGCGAUCAAGCGGGGCGGUCAACACCCAGAGUGGGACGAAGAAUUCCGCUUUACUGUAUACGAGGCCACGGACGAUGAACUAAACUCGCAAUCGUCGGACACUCCCCCACCCCCUCCACCGAAGAAGGGUCGACCGAAGAAAAUAAAGGGCGGGAAUUCGAUGAGACUUCAGUGCUAUGCGGAUGAUCCUCGUGAACCAGACUUGAUCGGAGAGGCAGUGGUCGACUUGACAGAGGUUCUCACAAAGGGAGAGACGGACGAGUGGUUCACACUCAUGUACAAGGACAAAUAUGCAGGGGAGGUGUACAUUGAACUAACUUUCUGGUCAAACGAACCUCCUCCAGGUAAAAGAAAUGCGCCGAAAGCAGCUGCUGGGAAUAUCAAUUACGGUGGUCCAGGAAAUUUCGUGCCAGCUAAUGGCAGUACCCCUUCUUUGAACGGAUCCAGCGCACAUUCGACUCCUUCCCGACUUUCUGUCUCUAGUAGCACCCUCGACAGCCAUCUGCCAUCUACUAUUCGUUCAUCACACUCGAGAGCAGAGCUCUAUGCGCCCGCAUAUGAGCAAUGGAGCCGCGUAUCGCCAUCGCCUGCUGAUCAACUUGCCAAUGACUUUGGUGAAUUAGGUGUCAUGGAUCCUAGAAGACGGGAGAGCUUUCCGCCCGCGCAAACGAUACGUCCCUCAACGUCUGCGGGCUUUAGUUCCUUGCCUUUGCAACCGCACGCACAUGAUCAGCAUACACUUGAUAACGGAACGUUGGCGACCUCACACGAUGGGGUGCGAGCUGCCACUACCUUACCAUCCAGGAUACCUUCGGGUCCUGUUCCAUACUAUCCUCCUUAUGAAAAUGGUUCGACUACCAAUCAUCCACCCCCUCCCCCAUCCCGACAAGGACACGCUGGGCCGCGAUAUAGUUUGCCGGCUUCCUCCUCGGGAUUCAAGCCGAUACCAUCACCAUCCACGUCUUCUUUUGGAACGAUGACAACGUACCCAUCAGAGCAAUCCGGUUUCUUAGCGCAGGAAAGACCUCCAUUACCGAUCCCUCCAUCUUACCCUCCAGCUCCCGUCAACUACUCGCCUCCUCACCAGAUCGGCCAUCCUUCCCUUCCCCCUCUUCCACCCCCUCAUGUCACAACGGUACCUCCCCCCAAUGCGUCUCAUCAAAUUUCACACUCAUAUAGCACGCCGCAGCUACACAGUCAUGACAAAUACCAAUAUUCAGAUCCCCAUGGACCAACUGUUGCAUUCCCAUCACAAGAGUAUAUACCAUCAACAUCAGGCCCUCAGACAUACCACACAUACGCUCCCACAACGCCAUCACCACCUCACGAUUAUGCUUCUACUUCCCAGCAUAUCCCAGUAUCACGAGGUUCAAGACCACUGCCUCAACCUCAGAUGGCUAACAAUGCACCACGAACUCGCCAUCUUUCCGUAGCUGUACCUCCGUCAUCAAGCUUCCCUCAAUCACUGAAUGCGCGUAGUCCAAUCCCCUCUAAUUUUCCCAACGGUUCAGCCUACCAAAACACCCCUCCACCCCCACCCCUUCCAACGCAGUAUCAUUCCACCGCCCAGCCCCAUUCUGGGCAUCCAUCGCCUCAAGGGGAUCCGCAGAAUCCAGGCGCAGCAUCCUAUGCUCUUUUUCCGACUUCGCCGGCUCAGCCGCACUCAAAUGUGUCCCCAGUACGACCUAGCCUGCCGCAGCCUCCCAUGGGAUAUCAUCCUGUGCAGCCUGCAUAUCAGCCCCUCCCUCAGCCGCCCCCGCCCCAACCCGAUCUGUCACGUCACGGACAGCUUCAUCCCCCCCCUUCAUUACUGGUAAAUGCCCCACCCGCCAAUCAUUCUUAUUUCCCUGGCCCGCCCCCUCGGCCUCCGCAGAUGAUUGAUCAUUCUCAUUGGGGUCAGCAAGGAAACUAUGGACAGCCAGCGCCCACACAAGGAGACUGGCAAUAAGUCGAAUGUGCGUAGUAAUAAUGCUCCAUCGCAGUAGCAAUGUAGACAUAUUUCGGACUGUUCAUCCUUCCGUUUUCUGUUCAACCAUGGUUGAUCCACGGUUGACCCA
Molecule: messenger RNA, 2362 nt
Organism: Suillus clintonianus
Lineage: Eukaryota; Fungi; Basidiomycota; Agaricomycetes; Boletales; Suillaceae
Exons: 5
Coding region: 169-2253 (694 amino acids)
Source: RefSeq, a predicted model, not a curated record